AUGAAGCUUGCAUUAGUUCCAGUUCUCUUCACCACCUCUACGCUGGGCCUCAGCAUUGCGCGAGCCCAAAACACCGUUCCAAUCACCUUCAUCGGUGCAGGCGGUGCUCAAUUUACUCAGGCCUUCUCGACCGAUGGGUCCUUCGCUCAGAUCAAUAAUGCCCUAAGUGUGUCGCACAUCUCUUCCGGCAUGGCGGGCGUUACUUGCACCUUCAACGGAGUGGAUAACGGGGUCACGACCAUCACUGGGCCCGGGGAAGUGGAUGUGGGCCCACCCCAGACUCAAGUUCAAGGGGCCUGCAGUCAGGGCUCCACCCCCCCCAGCCAUCCGGUGCAGCCUAAGCCGUCGGGGGGGCAGGUGUUGAUCACCUUCGUCGGGGCCGCGAAUGCCCAGUUCAGCCAGGAAUUCCCCACCAACGGUGCUGAAACAACUAUCACCAAUCCACUCAGCAUCUCACACAUCAUGUCAAACACAGGUGGCGUCCAGUGCACCUUCAAUGGUAUCGAUCAUAGUGUGACCAAUGUGAAUGGUGCUGAGACCGUUGAUGUUGGUCCACCCCAGACCCAGGUGUCUGGUGCCUGUCAUGCAUGA
This is a messenger RNA of Aspergillus heteromorphus CBS 117.55, 591 nucleotides long. RefSeq lists its product as uncharacterized. NCBI's taxonomy places the organism in Eukaryota, Fungi, Ascomycota, Eurotiomycetes, Eurotiales, Aspergillaceae. The transcript is spliced from 3 exons. The record is from RefSeq and is a predicted model, not a curated record. The coding region runs from base 1 to 591 and encodes 196 amino acids.